Medicago truncatula (barrel medic) is the source of this 694-nucleotide messenger RNA. RefSeq names its product DExH-box ATP-dependent RNA helicase DExH12. The record is from RefSeq and is a predicted model, not a curated record. The transcript is spliced from 2 exons. Lineage: Eukaryota; Viridiplantae; Streptophyta; Magnoliopsida; Fabales; Fabaceae. The coding region runs from base 66 to 554 and encodes 162 amino acids.
AGGCAAGAGAGAGAGAGAAUACAAUCUGUUGAAUUAGGGUUAUUGGUGAAUUGAAUUUGUGAAAGAUGAAAGAAGAUGCUCGUAAGUCGAAAUCAUUGAGUUUCAAGUACACACCAAACUACAGCGAAAUUAAGAAAACCGAAUUCAAAGCAAAUCAUGUGUGUCAACGCCCGAAGCAGGAGGAGUAUCUCGGUAACUAUGAAGAAGUCUUCUACCAGCCUAAGACUGACGAAACCCGUGCUGCCUAUGACGAAUUUCUUAACCUCAUCCGCCAGCCACUUGCCGGUCAGCCACUCUCUACCCUCGGGUUUGUCGCCUAUAUAAUCGUUGAAAUUCUCAAAAACGAGACCGGUUCUAAAUAUCCGUGGAAUAAGAGGAAGCACAUUGACUUGAUUCUCAACCCUAUCUCUGACCAUGUCUUUGAUCAGCUCCUCUCAAUUUCUAAGCUUUUAACCGAUUUCCAUGAUGACAAUGUGUCUUCUUCUUCUUCUCCUCACGGUAAAGAAGAACCAAUUCCAUUGCAGGAAGGAGGAGUUAACACUACCGUAGUUUGAUUAUUUAUGUCUGUUGUAACUCUAUUAUUGUUAUUCCAACAAAUUAUUUAACUUGAUUAUGCCUCUAUCUAAUUGGUUACAAUGUUUAACAACAACUCGUUAUUAUAUAUAUCUUUCUAUAUAUGCUUAUGGUUAUUCUA